AUGGCGAAUCGACCCCCAAUCACAAUCAAAGAAGUUGUCAAUUUGAGCAGAUUUGUCAAACCGGAAUCAAUCAGUUUUAAUACCGUGGCAAUUGAAGGCGAUAAGUUCUUCACUGUUCUCGAAAAGGGUGAAGAAAAGCGCGUGAGGAUCUUCUCGACAAAUAAGAUCAACAGCCCGGACUCUCGUUCGUGCGCUGCUGAUUUUGCUAUCAUGCAUCCAACCCGCCAGAUCAUGGCUGUUGCUUCAGGAACAACUGUCCAGAUGUUUGACAUCUCCUCGAAGUCAAAAGUGGCUGACAUCACCCUCCAGAGUCCACUUGUCUUCUGGAAGUGGGCUAAUGAACACAUUCUUGCUAUAGUUACCGCAACGGCUGUCUUCCACUUUGACUUAAGCACACCGACUGCUCCAAUUAAGAAAGUAGUAGAUAGACACGCUGAAUUGAGUGCCGCACAAAUCAUUGGAUAUAAGAUCGACCCAACCGAGAAGUGGGUUGCUAUUAUUGCACUUCUCCAGAGAAACAAUGAAAUCGUCGGGAAGAUUCAGUUGUUCUCAAUUGAGAAGAACGCGUCGCAGAUCAUCGACGGAUUUGCAGCGUGUUUCUAUAACUACAAAUUCGACGGUGCGGCACAACCGUCCGUGAUGUUCGCGUUUGCUCAGAAAUUCCCAAGCCCAAGACUCGGACUCAUUGAAGUGGUUAAGGGAGACCCAAAUAAGCAGAAUGUCAAUACAGUUAUUGAUAUCCCAACACAACCACAACAAGCUGCUGAUUUCAUUGUUGGGUUAGUUGUGUCGAUUAAGUUUGAGACUAUUAUGAUGGUGUCCAGAAUGGGAUUCAUUUACUGCUUCUAUGCAGGCGACGGAACUUUACUGUUCCAAGGAAAAGCUCUUGACGAUACUGUCUAUCUCACUGCAUACAAUCAGACUCUUGACGGUAUUUUCGUGGCUGGAAAGAAAGGAGGAAUCACUUCUAUUUCGUUGGAAGCAGACAAGAUCGUUCCAUUUGUGUGCAAAGCUCUGAACAAUGUUGGACUUGGAUGCAAGAUCGCCGCAAGAUGCAACUUGCCGGGUGCUGAUGAGAUCUUUGUUGAACGAUUUAACACGUUACUUGCUGCUGGACAGAUCAGAGAAGCCGCAUUGAUCGCUGCUAACUCUCCGGGAGAGCUCAUUAGAAACUCGACCACUAUCAACAAAUUGUCACAGAUGCCAGCACAACCAGGACAAAACCCACCACUUUUCUUGUACUUUGCAACUAUCCUUGAGGGCGGAUCACUCAAUGCACUUGAAGGAUUUACUUUAAUCCAAUUGUUGAUCCCACAGAACAAAUUGGCUGCCGUUGAAAGUUGGAUUGUUAACGACAAGAUCGAGUGCUCUGAGAAGUCCGGUGAUUUGGUGAAGCCAUACGACCAAAGACUUGCUUUGAUGAUUUACUCAAAAGCACACGCCACUGGUAAAGUCGUGCAAUCACUUGCUGAGAUGGGACAGUCCGAUAAAAUUGUUGCCUACUGCGAAAAAGCUGGGUUCCAAGAGAACUACCUUGAAAUAUUGAACCAGAUCUUGCCAUCGUCUGGCGAAGCUGCAAGAGCAUACGCCAAUUCUCUUAUUCAAGCUAAGGGAUAUGACGGACUUGAUAUCAUUGCUGUAUUGGACUUGUUUGCUCGAUACAGAUAUUUGAAAGAGAUCACCUCUUUGGUGUUAGAUACAUUGAAUGGCGACGACGAACAGUACGCCAACGUCCAAACUAAAAUCCUUGAAAUGAACUUAAUUGCCGCUCCACAGAUCGCUGAUACCAUUUUUGAGAACGACAUGCUGAAACACUUCGACAAGCAGAGAAUUGGAAAAUUGUGCGAACAAGCCGGUCUUUUCAAGAGAGCCCUUCAGAUCUUUGAUCAGUUUGAUGAUAUCAGAAGAGUCUUGUCACACGCUGCUGCUAUCCCACCCGAGUUGAUCAUUGAAGCAUUCAGAAAGCUUGCUCCAGAAGAAGCAAUUUUGGUCUUGCAAGACUUAUUGAGAACAAACCCGAGAGGAAACCUUCAAAUCAUCAUUAAAAUCCUUCUUGAGUUCCACCAAGGCAUUGGAGAUGAUAAGGUCAUUGAUUUGCUCCAAAAGUUCGACUGUUGGGAAGGGUUGUAUUACUUCUUGUCACAAAUUGUCAACAACACUGAAGACCCACUUGUUGUUUUCAAGUACAUCGAAGCGUGCGCAAGAGCUGGCCAAUUCCAAGAACUUGCUCGAAUUGUUCAGGAGAACAGUGUCUAUAAGCCUGAAGAUGUCAAAGAGUUCUUGAAGAACUCGAAGAUCCCCGACCAAAUUCCGUUCAUCAUUGUCUGCGACAGAUUCAAUUAUGUUGAAGAAAUGACUCAGUACUUGUACAAAAAUGGAUCCCAUCGAUUCAUUGAGGCUUAUGUCAAGAAAAUCAACCCAAUGAACACUCCGUUGGUUGUUGGUGCUCUGUUGGACUGUGGAUGUGGUGAAGAUUAUGUCCAAAGUUUAAUCAAUGCUGUUGGAGGUAUCUGCCCAGCAGAUGAGUUGAUUAAGGCCUGUGAGACCAGAAACAGACUUGUCAUCUUAUUGCCAUGGUUGGAACAAAGACUCUCCGAAGGAUCUCCAGACGUCCCACUCCAUACUGCCUUGGCCAAAGUCUACGUCGACCAAGGAAAAGACGCUGAAAAGUUCUUGAACAACGAUAUGUACUAUGACGCACUCUCUGUUGGUAAAUACUGUGAAGAUAGAGACCCGUACUUUGCUUAUAUCUGUUACAAGAAGAAGAAUUUGGACGACGAACUUAUUGAUGUUACAAACAGACACAACUUGUUCAAGUACCAGGCUAAAUAUUUGGUCGAAAGACAAGACCUUGGACUCUGGGAUAAAGUACUCAAACCAGAGAAUGAGUUCAGAAAGAAUGUUGUUGAACAAGUCAUUCACACCGCUCUUCCAGACUGCAAAGAUCCAAACGAGAUUUUGAAGACCGUCCAAGCUUUCUUGAACAACGACUUGCCAAAUGAUCUUAUUGACUUACUCGACAAGCUUGUUACACAGAAUCCCGAGUAUGCCAACAACCCAACCCUCCAGAAGUUGCUGAUUCAGACAUCUAUUAAGGCUGCUCCAAAUAGAGUAAUGGAUUAUAUUAGAAAGUUGAAGGACUACGAUGCUGAAGAGAUUGGACAGAGCUGCAUUGAUGACAGUUUGUUUGAAGAGGCGUAUGAGGUGUACACGAAAUUCGACUUAAAAGAACUUGCUAUGGAUGUAUUGUUGAGAGACAUUAAGGACUUGACAAGAGCAAAAGACUUUGCCGAUCGAUCAAAGAUGCCAUUGUUGUAUAAAAAACUUGGUGAGGCUCAAUUGGACGAGUUCAAGGUGAAAGACGCUAUUACUUCACUCUUGAAGGCCCAAGACAUUUCAUUGAGACAAAGAGUUAUUGACAUUGCUGAGCAAGAUGGAUCGUAUGAAGAUUUGGUCACAUACCUCAACAUGUGCAAGGAACAGACUAAAGACUCUAUUGUCGAGACUGAAAUCUUGUACUGCUAUGCUAAAUUGAAAAAGACUGAAGAGAUCGAAAAGUUCCUUAAGAACGCCAACUGCGCCAAUUUAUCUGCCGUUGCCGAUAGAUGCUUCAACGAGGAGAUGUACCUUGCCGCUAAGAUUUUGUAUGCAUCUUUGAACAACUACAUCAAGAUGGCGAGUUGCUUGAUUAAGUUGAAAGACUUUGCUGCCGCCGUCGAAGCUGCCAAAAAGGCGAACUCAACAAGAACUUGGAAAGAAGUCACAUUUGCUUGUGUUGAUGCCAAGGAAUUUGAUUUGGCCAAAGACACUGGGUUGAACAUUCUUGUCGCUGGUGAUGAGAUUAGUGAAUUGGUGUAUUAUUAUGAAAAGAAUGAAUACUAUGACCAGAUCAUCGACUUAUUGGAAGCCGGCUUAAAACUUGAGAACGCACACAUCUCCAUGUUUACUGAGUUGGCUAUUCUUUACUCGAAAUACAAAGAAGAAAAAUUGUACGACUACCUCAAGCAGUACAUCGAGAAGAUCCAAUGCCAGAAAGUCAUUCCAACGGUCAACAUGAACCAACAAUGGAAAGCACUUGUUUUCUUGUACGUGAAGGAAGACCAAGUUAAGGCUAUUGACACGAUGAUCUUAUAUCCAGACGCUUGCUUCGAUCACUUGUUGAUGAAAGACUUGUUAACAAAGGUCCCACGAAUUGAUAUGAUCUAUAAGGCCGAGUCGUACUAUUUGAAAGAAAAAUCCGAUAAAGUCUGCGAAAUGUUGAUUGCUGUUGCACACCGAUGUGAUCACGCCCAAGUGAUUUCUAUUGCAAGAAAGGAAAAAGACCUUGACACAAUCAGAGACUACUUGUUGUAUUGUCUUGAUUUGAACAACGACGCCGUCAACCAAGCUUGCAUCGACAUGUUCAUUGAUGAUAAGGAUCCAAAGAGCUUGAAGAGCUUAAUCGAAAAGAACAGUAACUUCAACAAGACUGCUUUGGCUAACAGAUUGAAGGCACACGAAGACCCAGAGUUCAGAAAGAUUGCUGCUUACUUGUACAGUUCAUAUGAUGAUUAUAAGAGCGCAAUGGACCUUUGCAUGAAGGAAGGAUUUGACAGCGACGCGAUGCAAAUUGCUAAGAAGUCAAAGGACGAAGACAAGAUUGGGGAGUUGUUGGAAUACUUCGUCAAGGAGAAAAAGGACGAAUCGUUCGGUGAAUGUCUCGAUGUCUGCUAUGACUAUGUCCCAGCAGAAGUUGCUCUCUCACUUGGAUACAAGAACAAAUUAAUGGACCAGACUAUGCCAUUCAUGUGCAAAAAGAUGAAGGAGACUAACGACAGAAUCAAAAAGCUCGAACAGCUCGAAAAGGAAAGAAAUGAAGCCAAGAAAGAACCACAGGUGUCCGAACAAGGCACUCCAUUCGGCAUGUUGGCCCUCCCAGCCGCUCCGGGAAUGAUGCCAAUGCAACAGCCACAAGUCGGUAUGAUGAACCAACCAAUGCAAGGUAUGAUGAAUCAGCCAAUGCAAAUGCAACAACCACAAGGCGCUAUGGGUGGAAUGGGAAUGGCUAACCAACCUAUGGGCCAACCAGCUGCUCCAACAAGCGAUUUCGUUUUCUAA
Molecule: messenger RNA, 5097 nt
Organism: Entamoeba invadens IP1
Lineage: Eukaryota; Evosea; Mastigamoebida; Endamoebidae
Product: clathrin heavy chain, putative
Exons: 1
Coding region: 1-5097 (1698 amino acids)
Biological process (GO): intracellular protein transport; receptor-mediated endocytosis
Cellular component (GO): clathrin complex; clathrin coat of trans-Golgi network vesicle; clathrin coat of coated pit
Molecular function (GO): clathrin light chain binding; structural molecule activity
Source: RefSeq, a predicted model, not a curated record